CUGGUCUUGGCCCGUCACUGCCCCCUGAGGGCAGAGCGCUAGCAAGCCGCUUUUUUCCGAGAUGGCCGCACUGUUAGCGUCCGGCGUUACCAGAAGAGGCCUCACGUGGAUCGUCUUAGGGGCACCACGCAGAGAAUUUUGGUCUCGACUCAGAAAAGAAACAAAGCCAGUGGUGGCUGAGACAGUGGAAGAGGUGAAGAAAGAACCUAUUUUGGUGUGUCCACCCUUACGAAGCCAAACAUACAUACCACCUGAAGAUCUCCAGAGUCGUGUGGGAUCUUGUGUCAAAGAAAUUUUUGGCUCAUCUGUACCUAGUAAUUGGCAGGACGUGUCCCUGGAAGAUGGUCAUCUGAAAUUCGGUUUGUUGGCACGUUUAGCUGAUGACCUGGGCCAUGCAGUGCCCAACUCCAGGCUUCACCAGAUGUGUAGGGUCAGAGAUGUUCUUGAUUUCUAUAAUGUGCCUAUUCAUGAUAGAUCUAAAUUUGAUGAACUUAUUGCCGGUAACCUGCCUCCCAAUUUAAAAAUCACUUGGGAUUACUGAGCAAUUCAGAAGAGGAGCAUGUUGAAAUCAUUUUGUCCUGAGCAAGGGGUUGGUUAUUAGCCUUGAUACUUUACCAUGUAAAAUGCUGUCAGAACUGUUUUCUAAACCCACUUUUUCUGUGGAAGAAUGAAUUACCUCUUUUUUUUCCUCAUGUCAUGAAUUAACAGCAGGAUUUUCUUUUUUCACAUUUGCUGAAAAAAAAAUUUUUUUAAUGGAAUCAAAUCACCAAUUGUGUAUGAAAAUUUCCUUCUCUGGAGGACACAGUAAUUAAACUUGUUCCUACGAUGUGAGGCUAUUAUAUGUUCAGACAUGAUGUUUAUUCUUCAUAGGCAUAAAACAUGUUUUAUGCAAAAACAUGUUUUAAUCCUGUUAGGACUCUUAAAUCUAAGGUGGUAUUAUGUAUAGGAUAAAUGCAAAUAAGGAAACUUGGAUAUUUGUAAAAGAAAUGUAAAAAUCUAUGUUGUUUAUUUUGGCAAGUUGUUUCUUUCACUGCUUUACUUCACAAAUAGAAAUAGAAAAUGAUAGUGUUCAUUCUAGAUUAAGCUCUUGGAAUUAAAGUACAUUUUUUGAA
This is a messenger RNA of Enhydra lutris kenyoni (northern sea otter), 1112 nucleotides long. RefSeq names its product mitochondrial ribosomal protein L50 (gene MRPL50). Gene Ontology annotation, cellular component: mitochondrion; mitochondrial large ribosomal subunit. The coding region runs from base 62 to 541 and encodes 159 amino acids. Lineage: Eukaryota; Metazoa; Chordata; Mammalia; Carnivora; Mustelidae. The transcript has 2 exons. The record is from RefSeq and is a predicted model, not a curated record.